Triticum dicoccoides is the source of this 2122-nucleotide messenger RNA. RefSeq lists its product as uncharacterized. Lineage: Eukaryota; Viridiplantae; Streptophyta; Magnoliopsida; Poales; Poaceae. The record is from RefSeq and is a predicted model, not a curated record. The transcript has 4 exons. The coding region runs from base 91 to 1833 and encodes 580 amino acids.
UCUGAGGUGGCAAGAUUUUAUUGGUUGGGGAACCACCGGUAGCUCCAAGCUCCGGUAAAAAGGACUUUGCGGGCACCGGUCGGCCUUGCCAUGGCCGACUGGCCAGAACCCAAUCGGCUUCAGCUAGGCGGACUGCAGACGCUCGGUUCAGCGCGCACACUGCUCCGCCGCACGCGCCCUUGUCCCGACAGCGUCCGUCCGAUCCGGCGACGUGUCGAUCGCACGGCCCAGCGGCACGCGCUACCCCUCCUCGUCGCCAACCGCCACGUGCCUUCCUCCCUCCUCCGGUUAUAUAAAAGCCCGCUCUCCCUCGGCACAGCACGCUUGCUGCUUCAACCACCAUCACCUGCUCUGCCCCGCUCCUCCCACCCCAGAGAAUUAACAAAGCAAUCUUAUCCUGCCUUUGCCCUCCCUCCCCUCCCCUUUCCUCCACUUGCAGCACCAGCACCAGCAUCAGCAUCAGAGAGAGAGAGAGAGAGAGAGAGAUUGAGGGGCACUGUCACCAUGGAGUAUGAGAGGAUACACAAGGUUCAGAUGGGGGUCAUGUCUCCGACGAAGCUGAGGAUGAAGCUGCUGGGGAUGGGAUCCCAUCCCCAUCCCCAUCCCCACGGAGCCGCCAGCAAGGACGAGGCGGCCAGCAAGUCGCCGUCCAGGCUCCACGCCGACGACCACCCCAAGAACAGCCUCCUGCCGCAGGAGCUCGACGAGGGCUCCUCGGAGUACCACAAGGACCGCUCGGAUUCUUCUUCCCGGUCGCGCUCCAGCGGGAGCCACGGCAGGUCUGCUGCUCACUCCGGCAAUGGCGGCAGCUUCGAGUUCCACAUGGAGGAGAGGGCGGCGGUGGCCGGCCUCGGGCCCUUCUUCAGGCAGGUGCCGUCCAAGUGGAACGACGCGGAGAAGUGGAUCGCCGGGAGGCACGUCGUGCACUCCAACCCCAUAUUCUCCAAGAAGGCGGCUGCCUCCGUGCACGGCCACAGCGGCGUCGGCGGAGGCUGCGUCCGCGUCGUGCCGGAGUCUGCGGCGCCGCAGUCGGAAACGAAGAAGACGAGCGGCGGCAGCGCGCUGACAGAGCUGCCGCGGUCGCCCUCGCCCUCGUCGUCUUCGCUGGCGUCGGUGACCGGGCCGGCGAGCAAGCAGCGUCGCGACACGAAGCUCCGCACCCAGGUGGGCGCCCCGGCGGUGGCGCAGUCGUCGUCGGUGUCGAUGAGGGACGUCGGCACGGAGAUGACGCCGAUCGCCAGCCAGGAGCAGUCCAGGAGCGGCACCCCGGCCGGCGCCGCCACGCCGUCCCUCAGCCCGCUCUGCUCGGUGCCGGCCUCGCCGUCCGCGUCCGAGCGGGAGCUGCAGAUCAGGACGCGCCGGGAGAUCGCCGCGCUCGGGCUGCAGCUGGGCAAGAUGAGCAUCGCGUCCUGGGCCAGCAAGGAGGACCGCAUCCGCACCUCGCCGGACAAGAGCACCGGCGAAGAAGACGAAGCCAGCAAGGAGGAGUUCGAAGCUCGAGCCGCGGCAUGGGCAGAGUCCAAGAAGUGCAAACUCGCAUCAAGAUAUCAGAGGAAGGAGGUGAAGAUUCAGGAGUGGGAGAACUGCCAGAAAUCCAAAUUCGAAGCCAAGAUGAGGCAUGCAGAGGUGCAGGCCGAUCAAAUGAAGGCGAGGGCGAAGAACAGCCUGACCAAGAGGCUGUCCACAUUGAGCCACAAGGUGGAGGGAAAGCAGGCGAGGGUCGAGGCGAGGCGGAACCGGCGGGCGGUUCGGCUGGCGCGGCAGGUGGAGCGCAUCCGGAAGACCGGCCGCGUGCCGUCCCGGUUCCGGUGCUGCAGCUGGUUCCUCUGCUGAAAACCAAGCAAAAUUCAGAUUGCCUCUGAAAUGCAGCCUGACUGAAAGAAGAAGCCUGAUGGUCUCAGUGCAAGCCUCUGGGACAAGAUGUACAUGAAAUUAUUUGAAUCGAUGUGCUGUAGGUGUUGUUUUGCUCUGUAGUCUGUACAAUCUGAAUGGCUGUGACCUGAGCUACAGUGGCAUGUUGCCAUUGAUAACAUGAGCUAAUGUUAAUUGCCUGCUAAGUGCUGACUAAUGUACUGAGAACUUUAAAUCAUCUUUUUUUUCUAACUUGGUAGUAAUUGUAGAA